GCUGACCACCCCCAGGAGAGGCCUGUGGGGUGGCCUGGGUUGCAGGGGGAACUGAGCUGAGCUGAGUACCUCCCUUUUUCUUGCGAUUCUUUCAGUGUGGUCAAAUGAGAGACAGCUGCUCCUGUGGGGGCACUGGUGGUAUGGGAGUAGGGUGGCCUUGCCAUAAAUGGCCGCCAGGUCAGAUCAAGGAGCGAAGAGACCAAGCCACAGCCUCUGAAGUGCCGGAAGGACUGGGCUUGGGUUGCCCUUCGGCUGUGGUGACCAGGCAUUGAUGCACCCCCAGGAAGCCCACGCACUCGAGGAGGCUGUCCCCUCUGGCUGCUGCUCACAUGGUUUCUGGGCCCCUGGCACUCCGGUGGUACGCGUGGGCAGGGUGUGGGGACAUGGGGCCCGACAUGGAGCUGCCCAGUCACUCGAAACAGCUCCUGCUGCAGCUGAACCAGCAGAGGACCAAGGGCUUCCUAUGUGAUGUCAUCAUCAUGGUGGAGAACUCCAUCUUCCGGGCCCACAAGAAUGUCUUGGCUGCCAGCAGCAUUUACUUCAAGUCCCUGGUCCUGCACGACAACCUCAUCAACCUGGACACAGACAUGGUCAGCUCCACGGUGUUCCAACAGAUCUUGGACUUCAUCUACACCGGCAAGCUGCUGCCCAGCGACCAUCCUGCCGAGCCCAACUUCAGCACUCUCCUCACUGCCGCCAGCUACCUCCAGCUGCCUGAAUUGGCAGCCCUCUGCCGCCGCAAACUCAAGCGGGCUGGUAAGCCCUUUGGCUCUGGACGGGUGGGAGCCACCGGCAUGGGGCGGCCACCCCGCAGCCAGCGACUGUCCACCACCUCUGUCAUUCAGGCUCGGUAUCCGGGGCUCGUGGACGGACACAAGGGGGCCCAUGCACCCCAGGAGCUUCCCCCAGCCAAAGGCUCCGAUGAUGAGCUCUUCCUCAGUGGCUCCACCCAGGAGAGCACGCACAGCCUGGGCCUGGGGGUCUGUCCCGCCGGCGGCGAGAUGGGCCUGGGGGGCUGUGGCAGCAGCACCAAUGGGAGCAGUGGGGGCUGUGAGCAAGAGCUAGGCCUGGACCUGUCCAAGAAGAGCCCGCCCCUGCCUACCACCAUCCCCGGCCCCCACCUGACCCCCGAUGACCCAGCCCAGCUGAGUGACAGUCAGCACGGCUCACCCCCCUUGCCCUCUGCCCUGCCUGUUGCCAACAGUGCCUCUUACACUGAUCUGGGUGGCACCCCUGAUGAGCCUCUGGAUUUGGAUGGAGCCGAAGACAACCCCCUGAGCCUGCUGGAGGGGCCCGGCGGGCAGCCUCGGAAGAGCCUCCGGCACUCGGCCCGGAAGAAGGAAUGGAGCAAGAAGGAGCCUGUGGCCGGCUCCCCCUUUGAGCGGAGAGAAGCUGGGCCCAAGGGCCCCUGCUCUGGAGAGGAGGGCGAGGGGCUCGGGGACAGGGUUCCCAAUGGCAUCUUGGCUGCCAGCGUCGGUGGGGGCGGCCCCAGCGUGCCCUAUGGGGAGACUGCGUAUCCCUGCAAAGGAGAGGAUGAGAAUGGCAAGGACGGCAGCGAGGACAGCGGGCAGAGCGGGAGCGAGGGCGGCAGCGGCCACGCGGGCGCGCACUACAUGUACCGGCAAGAGGGCUACGAGACGGUGUCAUACGGGGACAACCUGUACGUGUGCAUUCCCUGCGCCAAAGGGUUCCCCAGCUCCGAGCAGCUCAACGCCCACGUGGAGACGCACACGGAGGAAGAGUUGUUCAUCAAGGAGGAGGGAGCCUAUGAGACCGGAAGCGGGGGCACCAAGGAGGAGGCUGAGGACCUGUCGGCGCCCAGCGCAGCCUAUGCGGCGGAGGCUCGGCCCUUCAAGUGCUCCAUCUGUGAGAAGACCUACAAGGACCCGGCCACUCUGAGGCAGCACGAGAAGUCGCACUGGCUGACGCGGCCCUAUCCCUGUGAGGUCUGCGGGAAGAUGUUCACACAGCGCGGCACCAUGACGCGCCACAAGCGGAGCCACAUGGGCCUGAAGCCCUUUGCCUGCAACGAGUGUGGCAUGCGCUUCACCCGCCAGUACCGCCUCACCGAGCACAUGCGUGUGCACUCCGGCGAGAAGCCUUAUGAGUGCCAGCUCUGCGGGGGCAAGUUCACCCAGCAGCGCAACCUGAUCAGCCACCUGCGCAUGCACACCUCCCCCUCCUAGAAGCCAAAGACCCGUGGACACCCUCAGACUCGCCACCCGGGAGCCCACAGGAAGAGAAGCAAGGCGGCACGGCGGGAGGGACCAGAGCCCAGGGUCCAGCUGUAGGCGCCUGGUGGCCCCUCUGGACCAGCCUCCCCACACUCAGAGCUUUAAUCAACAGUCUGUACCAAGAGAAGCCAAGAGGAGGGAGGCCGGAGGGCCCACCCCUGCGCAUGUGGUGCUGGUGACCGCUCUACCUCCCCAUCCCGCCCAGGGUCCCCGCUCCCUGCAGGGGCUGCCGCAGAGCUGGUGGGAGUGGGUCACACGGGUCUCACUGGGACCUGGGCCCUUUCCUGCAGGCUGGGCUGGGGAAGGGGAAGGGUGGAGGGGGUGCCCCCUCCAUGCUGGUGAGGGACGGGGCUGCCUGUGGCCAAGGGUGGUAUCUGGAGCAGGCCCCUACCCGGCAGGGACCGUGUCUGUGUGUGUGCACGUGUGCUUGUGUCUGUGUGGGUGUGCGCGACCCCAGCUCUGAGAGGAGCAGGUGUUGGGGGGAGAGCUCCUUCCCUCCUUGAGCCAGGGUGGCACUGCUCACUGGCGCUGGGACAGUCAGGGUGACCCCACCGCCUACCUCUACAACUAAAGAGCCCUCUGGGCCUGUGUUGCUGUUAUUCCUACUGAUCUGUUCCUUUUCUGUUGUUACUCUGUUUCGUUUCAUUUUGUUUUCCUUUUUGAAUUCUGAUUUUUAAACCAAAACAAACCAUAGUUUAUUUUCUUCCUGCCUCUUCAGGGCUGAGCCUGGGUCUGCAGACUGAAUGUAACCGGGCAGCUGCCUCUCCCUGUCGUCCCCCCAGCUCUGGCAGCUGCCGUGGGGUGCAGCAGUAAGCCCACCUCUCCAGGCCCAGAAGCCCUCCUUGCCCAAAGGCUUCCGUGGUCCCCAGCCUUGCCUGGGCCACCUCAGGAGAGCGUGCGUUUCCUGUAGUUUCCGAGGAAUAUUCUUUGUCUAGAGGUACUUGUUUUUUUUGUUUUUUUGUUCUAAGGGAGAAAGCCCCGUGUAAGGUUUGUGGGACUGUUGGAGCUGGAAGGUCUGGGGGUGGGGGGAGGCUGGACUCAACGCCAGGAUCAUUGGUACUUGCAGUUUUCAUUUUUGUGUGUGUGGGCAAGUGUGUUGUGUGUGCUGUGAGUAUGGACAGAUGUUUCGCUUUCCUUCCUCACUGAAUAAGGUGGAGAGACUUCUGACCUUUUGCUACCUCUUGAAUCCGCGGAAACAGUAUGUUGUUGACAGGCAGUUGAGGCCUAGAUGCUUUUGUUUUCCUCUGGGGGGAGUGAGCCCGGCUCGGGCUGGCCUGAGCACCCUCCUGGGUCGGACGCUGUCCUCGGGGCGCCUGCUGCUCGCCGAGCCGGGUGAGAGUUGAGAGACCCUGCUGUGGGGCAGGCUAAGGGGCAGGUACAGGGCAUCCAAGCAAGAAAAGCUAGGAGGGGAAGGGGACAGGUCUCAGCAGCUCCCCGCCGGGGCCGGGAUGAGGUGGAAGUGAGCCCCUCCCAUCCUGUCCCCUCACCUUGAGCUUAGAGCAGUAGCCUCCACCUAGCCAGUGAGGUGUCAGGAGGAGGUGACCAAAGCAAGGGGAGCGAGGAUCGGCACCCCUGAGCAGGCCUGGCCCCCAGCCACCCUGGUAAGAGUCUGGCCGCCACGCAUAGGCUCAGUUUUGUUGCCUCUUAACCAUGGCCUUCUCGGUCAGCUUCAGUACUUGCAAGGGCCUCCGCUGGGCUCCAGGCCAGACCAAGGUUGCCAUGCUUGGUCCCAGUGUCCUCAGCCAACUGGAGCUGCAGGGCUGGGCCAACAGGCUUUAUCUUCUUCAUUCUGUUUCAUGUUUUUCUUUUCUUUUUUCCUUUCGAUUUUAAGUUCAGACCAAAAAGCUCUAGAGUCAUCCCUUACCCCCAGCCCUCCAAAGACCGUCCAGCUGAAAACAGCCUGAGUUCAGGGACCUGAGUGGUGAACGGUGUGUUCUUGGGAGUGAGGGACCUCUGGCCACAGAGGAGGGUUCCUGGCCAAGCCCUCUGAGUGGCGUCCCCAGCUGGCCACUCUUCCCUUUGGGUGGGAUACGCAAAGAACUGGAUCCUGGGUCUCUGUUCCAACAAGGCAGGCCGAGCACCUGGCGGAGGAGACUCCUGGGCUCCACUGCACCCGGUGCGGGGGCUGAGCUGUGCCAGGCCCCCUGCUCUCUGACCCCACCCCACCCAUCAGCACUUAAGCCACAUGACACAAAGUCUGUACCGCACGGGAAUUGUGCACACGCCUGGCCUCCCGGGCUGUGGGCAGCCACAUCUGUGAGGUGACUCAAAAGUAGGUGAUUCCUCUGCAGAACUUCAGGGACUGGGAGCAAAGCCCCCUUACUCAACGACGUCUGUGCGACAUAGUAUUGUACCCACCUUAGUAUUGUACCAAGCCUUUUCUGUAUUUUAAUGAGAAAGCAAAACACUAGUUUCCUAUUUAAGAUUUUAAGGGUUUACGGGGUGGGGUGGGGUUGACACAACACUUGGUUUUGUUUUCCUUUUCCUUUGACUCCAUGUCUGGUGCGUGCUUGAGAGAGUGUGUGUACAGAUGUUAAGAGCCUCACAAGGAAAUUAGGCCGGAGGAGGCCAAGGCGGCUUUCAGUUCUCCUCUUUAGUCACUUAAUUCCUGAAUGUUCGGAGAAACAGGAAACAGAAUAGGAGAUAUCAUAUAGGAAAAAAGAUAAAAAACAAAAGAAUAAAAAAACAAAAAAAGGGGGAAAAAAAAAAAAGAAAGCUCAUACCCAAAUUCACAAAACCUAUUUUUUAAACCAAAGCACAUUUUGAAUGAGUAUGGAACCUCAAUGGGCUCAGAAAAAGAUACUAAUAUAUUUAUCUCAUUGUUUACAUAAACUUCUACAGUUUCAGACCUCAGCAGCUGUAAGGCCAGUCCCAGGGAAUCCUCACCUUCUGCUGGGAGGUCCUUCGAGUCGGCCCUGGAAUGACUCACGGGCAGAGAGAGGUAGUCCUGGGUUCCAGGAACAGGCUUUAUGCCUCCCUGGACUCACGUGAGCCCUCAUCCCCAUUCCUGGGACCUCUCCAAGCCCAGCUGGCACCAAAGAGCUUGGGCUGGUGCUGACCAGCCCCUGAGGCGUUGCUGACUGGACCUUUGUGGUCCUGACCAGCUGGUACAGGGUUGCGGUCAGCUCUGGCUCCAGGACCUGAGUCUGGGCUUGGGCCCCAGGUUGGAAGUGAGCUCCCCCUGCUCUGCCCGUGACUCUCUGGGGUGAGUUGAUGUAAGGGUCUCCCUCAAGCCAAAAAGCCAGGACCUUUGCACAGCUCAGUCAACUCAGUGGGUCCCCCCACCCCAGGCAGCAGAAGGGGCUGACUGGGCCUGGUCCUUACCAACACAAGACGGUGCAAACACUCUUAACAGUGUUGUUUUUGUAUCAAUAUGUUUGUGCAGUGAUGAAUGUAUUUAUUUCUCAGAUUUGGGGCAAGUGAGCAGGUGUGUGGCAAGCUCGGCUCUUCCACUGCCCGCCCCCGCCUGACCGAGCCAUAGCAAGGGCUCCUUCAGGAUUGCAAAAAAGGAAAAAAGAAAAGAUGAACCUUUAAGCAAAUAAUCUCAGAGACUCGCAGCAUAGCCAUAUACCACAGCCUGUGACAUGAACAAUCUGGACCCGGACUGACUCCCGAACUCACUGAGUUGGGGGGACAGUUCCCGUCCACCACCGCUGGGGAAGCCGGGCUGCUGGCCCGCUGCCCCGCACCAUCAGUAUUCACCGGACCUCAGGCCCCUGUGCAGGAGUACGAUCUAGCUGGGCCGGCGGGCGGGCAGAUCCUUGCCCUCCUGUGGCUGUCCUGAGUAGGGGAGGCCUGGGCAGCUGGGAGGGUGGGACUCGGAAGCAGGUGUUACGUCCACUCUGUCCCCGGGGGCUCGGGGGACGGAAGCUGAAGGCACCAAAUCUGGGAAGAGCAGACGGGUCCUCAGUCCUGCCGCGCCCCCUUAAAGGGACCAAAGUUCCGCUCUUCCCAGGAGUCACGUCACGCUGGAGCCCAUGUUACUGAACCUGUGAAUCGGAUGCCAGGAACGAGGGAGGGGAGGGGCCUGACCGGAGCCUCAGUCUGACAUUCCAAACCAGGGAUGGGUGGGGGCUGUGGGACCGAGGCUGCCCAGGACCCCCUUCCUAGGAUGCCCCCGGCUUCAGUCACCCUCUUUAAUUUUCUACCAGGAACCCCUCCCCUACCUCACCUUGCUAUUUAUUGCUAUAAUUUAUUGACCUCAAAGAUGCUGCAUAACAGACCUCAUUUGGGACAGGGAGGGUCCCCAGGGCUCCCCCCCUCCACUUGGCAGGGCCCCGUGGGGCCAGGUGCUGAGGGGAGCCUCUCUGUGCCCAGCCCAUCACUCGCUUCCCCCUGCCCCUCUGGGGCCCCCGGUUGGGCACCGGCCCACUUGCAAAUACCUCGAGGGGAGGGGAGGGGUGGGUUUCUAGCUGUUUUGUUUCAUUGGAACUGGAAGGGGGAUCGUGUCCUGUGCCCUCCCAGAGAGGGGAGGGGCACUGGGAUCGCACUCCUGUACUGGCCACCACCACCGUCACUCAUCACAUUGAGUUCACCUCCCUCAAGAAUUCGGAUAAAUUCAGGUUAGAGCUGCAGGUACGCAGCUCUCCAGUGUCAUAGAAAAGCAAUUUACUGAUGACUGAUCUCUCCAUUCAGAAGCGUGCAGUCUUAAUGUACAGUGAUGAGAAACUGUUAUUUUAUGAUCUUUUCAUUAAAAGCUUGAUUGAAAACUAUCUGGCGUGGGCCUUUGUUUUUCUGUGGCUAUUCUCUGGCAGAGAAA
Messenger RNA from Fukomys damarensis (Damara mole-rat), 6993 nucleotides. RefSeq names its product HIC ZBTB transcriptional repressor 2 (gene Hic2). Gene Ontology annotation, molecular function: DNA-binding transcription factor activity, RNA polymerase II-specific; RNA polymerase II cis-regulatory region sequence-specific DNA binding; protein binding. Bases 330 to 2186 code for a protein of 618 amino acids. The record is from RefSeq and is a predicted model, not a curated record. Lineage: Eukaryota; Metazoa; Chordata; Mammalia; Rodentia; Bathyergidae. Gene Ontology annotation, cellular component: nucleus. Gene Ontology annotation, biological process: regulation of transcription by RNA polymerase II. The transcript is spliced from 3 exons.